Molecule: messenger RNA, 809 nt
Organism: Asterias rubens (European starfish)
Lineage: Eukaryota; Metazoa; Echinodermata; Asteroidea; Forcipulatida; Asteriidae
Exons: 2
Coding region: 118-792 (224 amino acids)
Source: RefSeq, a predicted model, not a curated record
UACACACACACACACCGGAGAUGCAGAAUUCAGAUGUAGCAUUUUUCACACCGGAGAUGCAGAAUUCAGAUGUAGCAUUUUUCAUUUUGACUGUCACUCUUUCUUACGUUUUAUCCAAUGGGAAUUGCUGAUCAUUGUGCAGUUUUGGGCUGCAAUAAUGACCGACGAUAUCCAGAAAGAUAUGUCAUCAAAGAUUAUGUCAAAACACUAAAGUUCCACACAUGCAGGAAUAAGAAAAACUAUGCUCUCUGGACCAAACUACUCAAACGGCCAGAUUUCACAGUGAAAGAAUCAACAAAAGUCUGCAGUAACCACUUCAAAAAUGGCCAGCCCUUUCCCAUCGAUCCGCACCCGGUUUUGUUCAUGAACGGAUACGACACUCCUGAUGAGACCCCAAAAAGCACACCACCAGUAAAGGAGAAGCGAGCAUUGAACCUUCCUAGCCCACGGCCACCAAAGAGAAUCAGAACUUUGCCAUACGUUUUUAUAUACAAGUCCGUAGGUACUCAGGCUAAUCCCGAGGAAAUUGACGCAUUGGAUGACGGGCACAAAACGCUGGAGAACGAUCACAGUUACGUACAUCCCCCUUCCCCUAGUAACAAGCCAGCCAGUCAGGAAUAUGUGGCAUACCUUGAAGAUGAACUCGCUCGACUAAGCGACACCUGUGACAAACUCAGGCAAAGUCUAUAUAAAGCCAAGAUUGACCUGGAAAGACGUGAAACCGCGCAGGCCAAGGAGGCCAUGGCCUCUGUUGUCUCUGCCCUUGGUGCCCCUUUAAAAGUUACCAUUUGACUUUAAGAUUUCACGAU